Messenger RNA from Staurois parvus, 539 nucleotides. Lineage: Eukaryota; Metazoa; Chordata; Amphibia; Anura; Ranidae. The record is from the annotation of a GenBank genome assembly.
AUGACCCUCAGUAUCCCUCCCCCCACUGGGUUAUUGGUUUCUUUUGUAUAAUGGAAUGUCUCAUUGAUUGACCCGCUCUUUCCACAUACAGGGUUCCAUGAGAAGGAAGGGGACCCUUACAGUUCUCAGAUGAUUAUUUCCACCUGUUUUGGAGCUGGUUUGCGCUGGAUGCUCUGAACCCAGUGAAAGAAAGUUAACAUUUUCAGCGCGUCAAUGGAUUAUGGCAUCCGCAGUGUUUUUGUGUGUCAUGAGUUUGUCACACCCCAUUCCUCAAUGGAAGUUUCUUCGAGAAAAUGAAUGGCCUACCUUCUGUGUGAGACUCAUUACCACUCGUUCCUCGUGGAUCACUGUGUGCCGGAUGUGGAUCAGCCAAUUACAGGUCGACUGUAGUGGAACCGCAAAUUGGGAAGAAGAAAGUUCCAUCCCAGCACCUCAGACUGUACUUUUUGUGUUUGCGGCAACUCAAUAAGGGCACUUUCCGUGAGGCAUAGAUGGAAAACCGUACGGCCAAGCAUGCCUUUGCCCGUCUCUAUGGCUAG